Messenger RNA from Bacillus rossius redtenbacheri, 7050 nucleotides. It is a transcript of the gene pns, whose product is annotated as DENN domain-containing protein 5A. The coding region runs from base 146 to 4228 and encodes 1360 amino acids. The transcript has 24 exons. The record is from RefSeq and is a predicted model, not a curated record. Gene Ontology annotation, molecular function: guanyl-nucleotide exchange factor activity; small GTPase binding. NCBI's taxonomy places the organism in Eukaryota, Metazoa, Arthropoda, Insecta, Phasmatodea, Bacillidae.
GCACACUACAUAAUCAAUUUUCGUCAUCAGCUGAGCAGCUGCAAGCUGGCUGGUUGACAAUGGCAGAGCGAGAGAAAUCUCUGUCAGAACGUUGGUGCCUGCUGAUGAUUUAUCAUGAAAUCGUGUGAUCUUCCGUAAGAACAAGAUGAAUUUGUCAACAGUUCCAGCGGGUAACCGUUUCGUGGACUAUUUCGUAAUUUGUGGUUUAGAUCUCAACUCAGGUUUGGAGCCUGAUCGUUUAUCGGGCGACAACCUGCAGUGCACGCCGCUGGACCGCUCCUACAAGUCGCACGUGCUGGGCCGCUACCCCGACAGCGUGCCGUGGAACCCCUUCGACAAGGACGCCGUCUGCAUGCUGUGCCUGCCGCAGGGAGUGAGGUUCCGCACGCAGAAGCACGCUCUGCAGCCGCAGUUCCACAGCUUCAUCAUCACGCGCGAGGACGGCAGCCGCAACUACGGCUUCAGCUACAUCUUCUACGAGGAGAUCCGCAACAGGAAGAUCUGCAGCGCCGUGCAGACGCUGCAGGCGAUGCACCUGACGGAGCUGUCGAGCUGCCAGCUGAGCGGCGGCGGCGGCGGCGGCGGGCCCCGGCGGGGGCGGCAGGGCCGGCUCGGCGGCCACGACUCGCACUCGCUGCCGCGCCACUUCAAGCUGUCGGCGCACCAGCCCGCCGCCGCCCAGAGCUACUACGACGUCGCCAAGGACACGCUGUUCGUCACCAAGAGCAUCGCGCUCAUCUGCCAGCUGCCGUACGUGCACGCGGCGCGCCAGUUCCUCGUCGGCCUGCACAGGGCGCACGUGAACCGCGCGCACGCGCGCCUCAGCUUGGAGAGCCACGUGCACAACCUGCUGUACGAAGUGCCGGCGCCGCAGCCCGGCCGCAGCCUGCGCUUCGCCUGCCCCGAGACGGAGGGCCUCGUGGUGCUGCAGCGGCCGGGCUCCAUCGAGGAGCUGCCCCUCUUCGACUUCCCGCUGCGCCAGCUGUUCCGGCUGCUGGGCGUCGAGGCUGUGCUGCAGCUGCUGGCCUGCGUGCUGCUGGAGAGCCAAGUGCUGCUCUGCUCCGCCGACUACCAGCAACUGAUGCUGGUGGCAGAGUCCAUCACGUGUCUGCUGUUCCCGUUCGUGUGGCAGCACGUGUACGUGCCCAUCCUGCCCGCCUCCUUGCAGCACUUCCUGGACGCCCCGGUGCCCUUCGUCAUGGGCCUGCACAGCGGCGAGUCCAACCUGCGCAUCGCCAGCGAGGGCAACCUCUGCUACGUGGACAUCGACAGCCAGAAGAUCCAGCUGCCCGAGGAGCUGCCCAGCUUCCCGCAGAGGAGCGAGUUCAUCGCAGAGCUGGUGGAGCUGCUGGGGAAGUACCGCGUCCCCUCGGGUCGCGUCAGCUCGUCGCCUCACGUGAUCAGCUCCCCCGGCGCGAUGACCUCCAGCUGCACCCUGCCGCCGGGGCUCAGCUUCCAGCGGCGCAAGCACUCCUGGUCGCACGACUCCGACUCGGGGGUGUCGGACACGUCCAGCGCCGGCGGCUCACCGCAGCUGGACGGGCUGCAGAGGCUCGUGGCCAUCGUCCGCAAGACAGGUGUGAACCUGGACGGCAUCGACGGCAACCUGGUGUCCUCCGGGGGAGACGGCCCGGAUGACGAGGAGGAGCGGGAGCUGACGGACCACGAGCGGUACGUGGAGGACCUCAAGUUCAACAACGCCGUCAGGGAAACGUUCCUCAACAGAUUCGUCCACAUCUUCUCCGCGUACGAGCACUUCGUCAUACAGCCCAACCAGGACAAGGAGCAGUGGCUGAGCUGUCGCGACUCCAUGCAGAACUUCGACAAGGCCACGUUCCUGUCUGACCAGCCGGAGCAGCACCUCCCGUUCCUGUCACGCUUCAUCGAGAGCCAGAUGUUCGCGUCACUCAUCGACAACAAGAUCAUGUCCAAUUGGGACGAAGUGGACCCCAACCUGAGGGUGUUUGAUCGCAGGAUCCGCCUGCUCAGGAAGCGCUUCGGGGACGGGCUGGUGCGCACGCCCAGCUACGAGCCCUGCACCACAAUCAGCGACUCGCAGCGGCUACUGGAGAAGCGUCUGGCCUGCGCGGACCUGGUCGCGCCGGCGCCUCAGGAGGUGCUGCCCUCGGCCGACCCCCCGCCGGCACGCGCGCGGCCCGGCGCCAGCUUCCCGCUGCUGGACGCGGCCGUGCUCGGCAAGGAGCCCGCCUCCCACAGGAGCCGCAAGCGUAACGCCCACCGACACCGCAAGGAGCGCCAGCCGGACGCGAACUGUGACCCCAACCCCGCGGAUGCGCAGCAGCGCAACGGCAACGUCAACGUCGUCCCGCCGGUGACGACGGACGGCAAGACCCCCGCGAGCGUGCGCCAGCCCAAGAUGAGCGCUGAGAUGAGCCCUGCGCUCAUCGCUCAGACCAACUGGACCUUCGUCGAGAAGCUUCUCAAGGACGUGAAGAGCAAGACGAAGCGCAUGCUGGUGGAGAAGAUGGGCACCGAGGCGGUCGAGCUGGGGCACGGCGGGGAGGGCCCCGUGGUGGGGGUGGAGGAGAACACGCUCAUCGCCAGCCUGUGCGACCUGCUGGAGCGGGUGUGGUCUCACGGCCUGCAGAACAAGCAGGGGAAGUCAGCGUUGUGGUCUCACCUGGUGAAUUUCCAAGAGCUGGAGGAGUGCAACGACACAUCGAAACCAGUCGACCCCAACUUCCUCACGCCUGCCACACCAUCCCCUACUAAGUUCGGACUCCCAGAAUUACUUCUCGGCAUUAAAUCAAGGAAUAUUUUUGAAAUAGCUUCUUAUAUCACAACCAACUUUGACCUGUCGAGCGUGGCCCUGGAGCCGGACGUGUCCCCGCGCGGGGGCCAGGAGCGGCAGCGCACCCCCGACAGGAAGUCCCCCGGGGAGCGCAGAAGCCUGGGGGGCUGCGAUCACCCGGUGCUCCGCCCGCUGCCCGUCUCCCUCACCUUCGACAUGAGGAACGUGCAAGCAAUGACUGACAUCAAGACGCACAUAGGCUACGCCCGCGCUUGGGUGCGACUUUCCUUGGAGAAGAAGUUGUUGUCACGACACCUGAGGUCUCUGCUAGCGGACAGCGCGCUCCUCAGGAGUCAGUACAAGCGCUACGCGUUCCUGAGGUGUGAAGAGGAGAAGGAACAGUUCCUGUACCACUUGCUGACGCUGAAUGCUGUCGACUACUUCUGCUUCACCAACACCUACCCCAACACCAAGCUGCCGUACCGAGUCGUGAUCUUCCCGUCACGCAAAGCGAGCGCGGCGACUACCACCGCCAACGCGUGGGUCGCCAUCUCAGGCACACUUGGCGAGACGUCGCCUGUCCCCAUCCCGCGGGGGGCACAGGAGUUUGUGUUCCACCACAAGAACCUGGGCAUCCUGACGACCUUGAGGGUGGGACACGACAACUCCGGGCUGUCGCCCAAGUGGAUGGUCGAACACGUCAUCGUGAGGAACGAGGUUACGGGCCACACCUACAAGUUCCCGUGCGGGCGCUGGCUGGGGCGCGGCAUCGACGACGACUCCACGGAGCGGCUGCUGGUGGGGGAGCUGGUGGCGCGGCACGUGCGCGGCGAGGAGCUGGCCGAGGCCUGCCGCACCCCACCGCGCUGCCGGAGCCCCAGCGCGCCGCGCCGCCCCUCCGACGCUCGCCCGGGCGUGCCCGAGAUGCAGCACCUGCUGGGCGACGCGGUGAACAGCAUCGUCAAGUUCUACUACCGCCGCAAGCACGAGAAGGACCGCAGCACGCUGACGCACCUGCUGUGCGGGGAGCUGGGGCUCGUCUACUGCCUCGAGCAGGCCUUCCUGCACGGCUUCAGGUCCAGCCGGCUGUUCGGCAAGAACCUCUACCUCUGGGACUUCUUCGUACGGGCGCGGGAGCUCAUGGAGGAGGGUGGCGGCGGCGAGACCCGGGACACGGCCGGGGAGCGCGCCGAGGUGGUGCGCUGCUACUGCCACCUGGUGGACCAGGUCAACGCCUCCAGCCACGCCCUCGGCAAGGACGGCCGCUUCCAGCUCUUCAUCUGCCUGUGCGCCAGGCAGCACCUCCUGCACAGGAUGCUGCCGGAACUGGCGUCAUGUCGGGCCGCCCAGGAGAUGUACGAAGAGCAGUCGUUCCUGCGCAACCCCAACCUCCUCACCUACCUCAGGCAGAUCUUGGAGUCCCUGGACGACUUCGACAUCGUGCUGGAGAACUCCCUCACCAAGGGCAUAGUGUAGCCGCUCAUGCCGAACAUUCCUCUCCAUCAGCCUCCGGUCCAUGCGGCGUGCGAGAACCUUCUGUUUGUGCUCUAUUGUGUUUAUAUUAAGAUCUCUCCUUCAAAUCGUUUCUCCCCUCAAAACUUUACUUUAUCCUUUCAAACUGUUAAACUAAGCAGAAGUUAAUGUGCUUGACUUGACAUUUUCACAUUUUGAAAAAAAAUUUUAAUAAAUAAAUUAUUCUUUUUUACGUUAGUAUGCACUUGACAAAUGUUCUUUUUAUUACAUAUUACAAAAUUCAUCUCAAAUUUGUCAAUUGUUUGCAAUGAAAGCAAACAUAUUUGAGAUGAAAGAAAGUAUCUACUCGUAUAACAACUUCAGUCUUAAAACUGUGCUCACAUUAUAUGCACAAGAAUCGUCCUUGAAGUGAAUAAGUGAUGAGAUUUCGACUCUUUUUCAACUUGUUCAUUUCUUUCACAGUAGCUAGACCUUGAUGACAUUUGUAUCUCUUUUUAAAGUCCUUCCUUCAGAGCAUUGCAUGUUUCCUUGUUAGUUAAUGAACUGUGAAAUACAUUCUCUCUCUUUCUCCCUCUCCUUGUCCCCUCAUUUCUUGUAGCCAUGGUUCGUGCAAUGUCUUACACGCUGCGUUGCCAACACCCAUCCAGACCUGUGUGCACUUUUCGUUUGGCCUUGUUUCAGCUGCCUGGUGGUUGGCUGUAUGAAAGUUACAAAACGCACAGUGAAAUUAAAUAUAUUUUGUACUGAAAAUCAAAGUGGAAAUCCUGGAUUUUGAAAUUUCUAUCAUUAUCCAGACAUAGUGUUAUAAUUUUUAUAUGAUGAAAGUUAGAUUUCUAUAACGUGUAGUGUAGGACUGGUUGUGUCUUGAAGUAAUGAAGUGAUACAUAACUUUAUCAAUAGCACAUGGGCUUUGCACUUACAGUUUGCAGACAAAUUAUACAAUACUAGAAAAUUUGUUUUGCAGAAUCAUCUUUUUUCAAGUUUUAAAUUUGACUGCUAAUGUAGAGAAAAUUAGUCUAAAUUCAUAAUUUAAAGAGUAAUGGGAAUAGAGGGUUUUUUUUCGUCCCAAAACUGAAACAUAUGUGAUUGUGAUGUUCCUCACAUUAAAGUACCCAAACAAAAUGUAAGCUAGUUUGUCUUUUUUUUUUUUUAUUAUUAAUUUAGUGAUGGGCUUAUUUGUUUUUCAAUCCUUCAUUUUUUUUCUCAAACAGGAAAUUUUUGUGAAUAAAAAUUUCAACAAAGCAAUUUUAGAAUUGAUAAUCAAAAAUGGUUAUAUAAGUAAAAUAAUUGGGUUGUAUGUAUAAAUACUUCUGAAAACUGUAAAUGGGUUGGAAAUGAAACAAGUAUUCACAUGUUAAUAAUAAUUAUGUAAUGAACUCAUAGAUGUAGUCAGACCAUAUAUGUAUUUAAUCACGUUCGUGUCAAUCAUGAUUUUUCUGCUCGUUAUAUUGUCUUCUCAGACAGUGAGAGUUUAUCCCACGUUGUGAUUGGCUGGGAAGUUAUUGUUACAACUGUUCCAUGAUAUCCCGUUGCAGUUCAGAACAAACAAGUACAACUCAUAAAGCAUUAUGAUAGCGCAAAAAUAUAUUUUCUGUCUGUAUAUGCCUGUUUACAAGUACCAUCUGUGAAUAUUUUUACUUUAAGUUUUAACUAGUUUACAUUUAAACAACUAUUACAUAAUAGGUAAGCAACAUCGUAAUAUGAGCUAUACUUAAUGUUGGUUACGUAUGUGAUCUUCCUCUUUAUCAAAUUACAUGGUGACUUCGGCAGCAGACCUGCUACAUUUGGCAUGUGUAACAGUGGUUGCUUUAUUGUUCACAGUUGCUCCUGAAAUUUUCCAUAGGACAAAGUAAUAAGUCAAUUGGAAUUUUUUUAGAAAAAAUUUAUUUUAAUCUGAAAUCAGGAUUGAGAAAACAGAUACCCAUCAUUAUAAAAUUAUUUUACUGUAAUUUUCACCAUGUAGAAAUAUGUACUUUACGUAAGGUAUAUAGUGUAGAAUGCAAAUCAUAUAUAUUUUUAGUGCUAUGUUAGAUUUUAAAUAAUUUAUGUGCCAUAAUUGUUAAAACUGAUUAAGGUCCUAAUUUGGGGCCACAAACAUCAGGCUCACAUGUGCUGAAACUAUUAGAAUUUAAAACAUAAAUACUCAUAGUUAUUUAGUUUUAUAGUUUUUCUUUGCUAAGAUUUUGUUGUAAAAUUGCUGUGGUAUUAGUUAUUUGAGUGUUUUUUUUUUUCAGUGUCCCGGACAUGUGUGUAAUUAAAACAUAUAGUUUUUAAUGUUCAGUGUGAAAGAAAGUAUGUAUGUGUGAAAGUUAUCAAGUUGUAAGUGAGUGUCAUAAUAAUGUAAUAAUUGACUGUAAUUUUAAGUAGUGAUGGUUCGAUUCCAAUAAUUUAUUGAUUCUGAUUCCAAUGCCAACUCUGUCAAUGUGUUCAUUGACUCUAAAGAUUUAUUCUCAAUAUUUUGACUACUUUAAGUGUAGCUGAGUAUAAGUGUUAAUGGAUACUUCAUCUAUGCAAGAACAAAAACAAUUUUCGUAAUUGAAACUCAUUUGUUAUUUCUGAGAUAAAAUAUUCAGUGUUGCAAAUGUAAUUUGUCUAAAAUACAACAUUAAAACCAAAGUCCAAUACAUGUGACAUGCUCUACCUCAAAUUUUUUUGAGGUAGCCUUUUUUAUACAGGUUAAAAAGGAUGUAAUGUACAUAUAGGUGUGGCCAGGAACAUAUGCAGAAGCCGCAGAAGUAGGGGGAUGGUGAAGAUAUAUCCACACCCUCCCCACGAAUUCUAAAAAGGAAGUAUAAAAAUCUGUCAUUCCCACAAACAAAAAGAAA